CUCCACGGGGGAGGGGGGCGGAAAGCUCGGAUUUGUCCAGAAACCUCUCCCGCCUGGACUGAAGAUGGGAAAGGCAACUGGGAGGAAAGCACCUCUAUGGCUGAGAGCGAAGUUCCAGAGACUCUUAUUUAGGCUGGGCUGUUACAUACAAAAGAACUGCGGAAAGUUUUUGGUUGUGGGCCUCAUGAUUUUCGGAGCUUUCGCUGUGGGCUUAAGGGCAGCUAAUUUGGAGACGGACGUGGAGAAACUCUGGGUGGAAGUUGGUGGGCGUGUGAAUCAGGAACUGAAGUACACACGGCAGAAGAUAGGCGAGGAGGCCAUGUUUAACCCUCAGCUGAUGAUCCAGACGCCGCGGGAGGAGGGAGCCAGUGUACUAACAGUGGAAGCGCUCCUGCAGCACCUGGAGUCAGCUCUCCGAGCCAGCAGAGUUCAUGUUUACCUUUAUAACAGACAAUGGAAAUUAGACCAUUUAUGCUACAAAUCAGGAGAACUAGUCACAGAAAGUCAUGUUAUGGAUCAGAUCAUUGAAAAACUACAUCCUUGUCUCAUCAUCACCCCUUUGGACUGUUUCUGGGAGGGAGCCAAGCUCCAGUCUGGAAUGGUCUAUCUCCCAGGUAAAGACCCUCUGCAGUGGACCAAUUUUGACCCCAAGGAGUUCAUUGAAGACUUGCGAAGGGCAGGCUUUCCUGUGGAAGCCUUUGAGGACAUGUUGGAAAAGGCAGAUGUCGGACAUGGCUACAUGGAUAGACCCUGUCUCAACCCUGCUGACCCUGACUGCCCUCUCACUGCACCCAAUAAGAACUCAACUAAGCCAUUCGAUGUAGCAUGGGCCCUGAGUGGAGGCUGCCAUGGUCUAUCCAGGAAAUACAUGCACUGGCAGGAGGAACUGAUCGUCGGAGGGACCACCAAGAAUGGCAGCGGACCCCUGCUCAGUGCCCAGGCCUUGCAGACCAUGUUCCAGCUGAUGACUCCCAAGCAGAUGUUUGAGCACUUUCGGGGCUAUGAGGAGGUUUCCCACAUCAACUGGAAUGAAGAGAAGGCUGCAGCUAUACUGGAAGCCUGGCAGAGAAGAUACUCUGAGGCAGUGCUGCACAGUGUGACAGCAAAUUCUUCACAGAAGGUCUUGUCUUUUACCACCACCACUCUAGAAGAUAUUCUUAAGUCUUUCUCUGAUGUCAGUGUCAUCCGUGUGGCCAGUGGGUACCUGCUGAUGCUGGCCUACGCAUGUCUGACCAUGCUGCGGUGGGACUGUGCCAAGUCUCAGGGGGCCGUAGGGCUGGCAGGUGUCCUGCUUGUGACACUGUCCGUGGCAGCUGGUCUGGGCCUCUGCUCUCUCCUGGGAAUAUCCUUUAAUGCUGCCACCACACAGGUGCUGCCCUUCUUGGCUCUGGGAGUCGGAGUGGACGAUGUCUUCCUCCUUGCUCAUGCCUUCAGUGAGACUGGACAGAACAAGAGGAUCCCGUUUGAGGACCGUACAGGAGAGUGUUUGAAGAGGACAGGGGCCAGCGUGGCUCUCACCUCCAUCAGUAACGUCACAGCAUUCUUCAUGGCAGCCCUUAUCCCCAUCCCGGCACUCAGAGCCUUUUCUCUACAGGCUGCAGUGGUUGUGGUGUUUAACUUUGCCAUGGUGCUGCUCAUCUUCCCUGCCAUCCUCAGUAUGGACCUCUACCGACGAGAAGACAGACGUUUUGACAUUUUCUGCUGCUUCUACAGCCCUUGUGUCAAUCGUGUGAUACAGAUUGAGCCUCAAGCUUACCUGGAUGGGGUGGACGGGAGUCACUACAGUCCUCCCCCAUCCUACCACACCCCUCCUCCCUCUUACUGCACGCCUCCCCCAAACUACAGCAGCCCACCUCCCUCCUACAGCAGCCAUGGCUUUGCUCAGCAGACCCAAAUCACUAUGCAGUCCACAGUGCAGCUCAGGACUGAGUAUGACCCCCGAACUCAGGCCUUCUACACCACAGCUGAGCCCAGAUCUGAGAUUUCUGUGCAGCCCAUCAACACUGCUCCAACUAGGGGCAACCCUAGCAAUGACUAUUACACCAGCAACCCCAGUGGGAGCAGGAGCAGCAGCAGCAAUCACAGCAAUCUCAACAACAACUGUAGCAGCCAAAGUAAUGGGGGAUCUCGAGGCUCUGCCACCUUCUCCCCUCAUCAUCCGGCAUCUCAUCCUGCUGCGCAGACUUCAGGUGUUAACUCAGUCCCUCAGGGUGAUGCAGUCUCAACGACUGGCCAGAGCCCAGAGAACAACAGCUCCACGCGGGACCUGUUGUCCCAUUUAGGAGAAGCCUCACUGGGAAUGCGUUGCCUCGAGCCUCCCUGUACUCGUUGGACCCUGGCUUCUUUUGCUGAGAAGCAUUAUGCGCCGUUCCUUCUGCUGCCCACUACCAAGCUGGUUGUGAUUGUGCUGUUUCUCUGCCUGCUGGGAGUCAGUUUAUAUGGAACCACCCAGGUGAGGGAUGGCCUGGAGUUGACGGACAUCGUGCCGAGAGAGACCAGCGAGUAUGACUUCAUCGGUGCCCAGUUUAAGUUCUUCUCCUUCUACAACAUGUAUGUGGUGACACAGCGGGCUGAUUAUGCCCAGAACCAGCCUUUACUGCACCAGCUCCACCAGAGGUUCCACACUGUUCGCCAUGUGCUGAAGGAGGAUAAUGGGCAACUGCCUCGCAUGUGGCUUCAGUACUUCAGGGACUGGCUGCAAGAUCUCCAGCAGGCAUUUGACAAGGACUGGGAAGCUGGCCACAUUACCCUCAACAGCUACAAAAAUGGCUCUGACGAUGGCGUCUUGGCAUACAAGCUUUUGGUGCAGACAGGACGCAGAGAUAAGCCCAUCAACUUCAACCAGCUGACUCGUCAGAGGCUUGUGGAUGCAGAUGGAAUCAUCAACCCCAGGGCUUUCCACAUCUACCUGACUGCCUGGGUCAGCAACGAUCCUGUGGCAUACGCCGCCUCGCAGGCCAACAUUCGCCCACACCCUCCUGAGUGGCUCCACGACCGUACCGACUCCAUGCCCGAGACGCGCCUCAGCAUCCCAGCUGCUGAGCCCAUCGAAUACGCACAGUUCCCUUUCUACCUCAAUGGGCUUCGGGAGACGCCACAGUUUGUCGAGGCCAUCGAGAGCGUGCGGGCUAUCUGCAGCAACUACAGCCAACAAGGCCUACCCUCCUACCCCAACGGCUACCCAUUCUUGUUCUGGGAACAGUAUGUUAGUCUGCGCCACUGGCUCCUGCUGUCCAUCAGUGUCGUGCUUGCCUGCACCUUUCUGGUCUGUGCCCUCUUCCUUCUCAACCCGUGGACUGCCGGUAUCAUAGUGCUGGUGCUGUCUCUCAUGACUGUGGAGCUGUUUGGCUUCAUGGGACUGAUGGGAAUCAAGCUGAGUGCUGUCCCUGUGGUCAUUCUUAUAGCUUCUGUGGGCAUUGGAGUGGAGUUCACCGUUCAUGUGGCCUUGGCAUUUCUAACAGCCAUAGGGGAUCGUCACAAGCGGGCAGUGCUGGCAUUGGAGCACAUGUUUGCUCCAGUCCUCGAUGGGGCCUUUUCCACUUUACUAGGCGUCCUAAUGCUCGCAGGUUCAGAGUUCGACUUUAUCGUCAGGUAUUUCUUUGCAGUGUUGGCCAUCCUAACAGUUCUUGGAGUACUGAACGGAUUGGUCCUUCUUCCAGUUUUACUAUCAUACUUUGGACCCUAUCCAGAGGUGUCCCCAGUUGAUGGUCGUAGCCAGUUACCCACCCCGUCCCCAGAGGCCCCUCCACACACAGUCCACUUCUCAGUCCAUCCUCACCACACCACCAUGGCCACCACCACCUCUGGUGCAGCUUCAGACUCAUCUGACUCAGAGUACAGCUUUAACUCCGCAGCGUCUGGUAUCAGCCAGGAGCCGCAGAACUGCAACCUGCCUGCACGCAGAGAACAAACUCGAGCAGAAGAGCAGCAGUACCACCUCCAGACCAGCCGGAGUAGAGCCGCCAGAACAGAAGAGGAAAGGGGAACAGGAUCAGGGCAUAGGCGCCCAGUCAGAGUGUCUAACCCUCCCUAUACUUCAUUUGUAUCCUCUCAGGGUUGUGAUUCUGGGCCCCAGCCUGGGGCUACUCAGCGCAUCAGAAACAGGGACCCUGAAAGCCAGCUGCACUGGCAGGCCCGGCCCCCAGCCCAUCCGCGGAUGGACGCUUUUGAAACUGCUACUGAGGCUGGGGGCCAUUAUGCUUCACACCGCCAUAGAGAAUAA
Molecule: messenger RNA, 4222 nt
Organism: Monopterus albus (swamp eel)
Lineage: Eukaryota; Metazoa; Chordata; Actinopteri; Synbranchiformes; Synbranchidae
Gene: ptch1
Product: patched 1
Exons: 23
Coding region: 65-4222 (1385 amino acids)
Biological process (GO): negative regulation of smoothened signaling pathway
Cellular component (GO): plasma membrane
Molecular function (GO): hedgehog receptor activity; smoothened binding; hedgehog family protein binding
Source: RefSeq, a predicted model, not a curated record